Caenorhabditis bovis is the source of this 1005-nucleotide messenger RNA. NCBI's taxonomy places the organism in Eukaryota, Metazoa, Nematoda, Chromadorea, Rhabditida, Rhabditidae. The record is from the annotation of a GenBank genome assembly.
AUGCUGCACACCCCAUCACUUGUUAAAAUCGUCAAUAACUCGCUUCCAUACAAGUCGCUGAAGGAGUCAUUCUUGCCGGUUAACAAUAAUGCCGAGUACAUGAGCUUCAAGAAUGUUGUCACUGCAACAAUCAUGGACGAAAAUGAACCGAUUGCAUUUGGUUCAAUCAUCAAGUGUAAUGAGAAACAGGCGUAUGUAAUGCUUGGAGAAGUUGCGGAGAGAUUCCAAAACAAAUCCGUUUGGAUCGAAAGUGUCGAAAGUGAAAACAAAACGGAAUUGGUUUACAAGAUAACAAAGUGCGUCGAUUUGCUUGACUACUCGGGCAGAACACUAUUCGAACAAAUUUUCGAAAACCGCGACGAAAAAACAGUUCAUCUUCAUUUGUUGGAUAAACUAAUUGACACCGCCGUUGGGACCGAGAAAUUGGAUAACGUGAAAAACAUCACCGUUGAUUUUGAAAGGGGAUCAAAUUGUUCAUCCUGGAGAGACGUUGUUGGUUUUGUUGUCAGUGACAAGUACUUGUUCUCGAACGUUACUCUUAAUAGAUUUGAGUUACUCGCUCUUCAAAACGAACAGUCUGAGAUUGUAAUCCAGAAUGUUUCAAAAGAAAAACUUCAUGACAUCUUCGAUUAUGAUUCAACUGUUUCGCUAUUUGACCGAGAGGGAUACUUGGAAAAUUUGCUGAAUACUUCCGGAGUAUUUGUAAAAAUUGCGAAGUCAAAUGAGAUUGUUUCGGGAAUGGUUGUUUUCACAAAAAAUAGCAUUCUGAUGUGUUACGGAGAUAACGACGAAGUUCAAAAAGCUCUUCUUGCUGCAUCUGGCUCUGAAAUGCAAUCGGGAAAGGUGUCAAUGUUCAUAAGAAACGAUUCCAACAAUCUUGCUAAUGAAUUGUUGGAGAGAGCUCUGGAAACUGUUCCAAUUACUCGGUUGAAUACAAGAAUUGUCGUCAACACUAUCAAAUGGAACAAAAUCGCUUGUUUGAACAUGGGCCUUCAUUUGUAUUGA